Messenger RNA from Sordaria macrospora k-hell, 339 nucleotides. RefSeq lists its product as uncharacterized. Lineage: Eukaryota; Fungi; Ascomycota; Sordariomycetes; Sordariales; Sordariaceae. The record is from RefSeq and is a predicted model, not a curated record.
AUGCCCGUCCGCAUCCCCGCCGCCGGCAUGACCGAGUACAUCUGCUUCGGCGCCGCCGGAGUCGGAACCCUCGCCCCUCUCGCCAUGGGCAUCCCAGGCGCCGAAGAGCGCGUGGCCCGCCAGACCUCCAAGUGGGCCCCCAGAUGGCAGCGCAACAUCAACUUCUUCAAGAACCCCGUCGAGCGCGGCGUGCAGCGCAUCACGCCCUCGGUUGCUCGCACGGUCCAGCGCGUUGAGCACAAACUGCCCCUUGAGCGAGCGGCUGUUGCUACUGGCAACGGUGCGCGGAGGAGCAUGAAGGGGUUGGAGAAGGUCAAGAAGAAUUGGACUAUGGAGUGA